Messenger RNA from Hibiscus syriacus, 408 nucleotides. RefSeq lists its product as uncharacterized. The coding region runs from base 1 to 408 and encodes 135 amino acids. NCBI's taxonomy places the organism in Eukaryota, Viridiplantae, Streptophyta, Magnoliopsida, Malvales, Malvaceae. The transcript has a single exon. The record is from RefSeq and is a predicted model, not a curated record.
AUGACCCAAGAUGCUAGGUGUAAAAACUGCCAAGGAGAGGUUGAAAGUUUGGAUCACAUUUUGAGAAGGUGCAACCCAGCGAAGACUGUUUGGGAAGAUCAUAAAGCUAUUGGAUGGGACAGAGAGUUCUACAACAGCAACUUCAAAUUAUGGAUAGAGAGGAAUAGUAAAUUGAAGAAAAAAGAAAACGACCGAACUGAGUGGGGAACUCUAUUCACUAUUACUAUAUGGGGUUUACGGAAACAGAGAAAUGAGUAUGUCUUCAACAACAUCAAAUACCAGCCAAAACAAGUUUCUAUCUACAACAACUUAGCAAGUACAAUUAGUAAAGCUAAAGACGGGUCUCAUACCAGAAUCACGAAAAACCCGCAAUGGGUUAGCUGGAGGAAAUUGCCAAGGGGAAUUUGA